This is a messenger RNA of Aureobasidium pullulans EXF-150, 549 nucleotides long. RefSeq lists its product as uncharacterized. The record is from RefSeq and is a predicted model, not a curated record. The transcript has 2 exons. NCBI's taxonomy places the organism in Eukaryota, Fungi, Ascomycota, Dothideomycetes, Dothideales, Saccotheciaceae. The coding region runs from base 1 to 549 and encodes 182 amino acids.
AUGACGCGGACUCGAAGAGCUUCAACCACCAGCGUCACCACCACCUCGACAUGGCACGACACUCCCUCGAAUCCAAUGCGAACACACACUAACCUCGAGAGAGGAGACAUCAAAGUUCUUCUGCGCUGUGUCCUGGUGGUGCGCUCUUCAGGUGGUCUGGCUCCGAAACAGCAGGCAGAACUCGAAGCUGCAGCAACUCUGCAUCUUGAAACGAUCAAGACUGAGCUUGGAAUCUCCGACGAUGUCCACGUCGUCUAUCUCAAGUCUCGUCAGAGCAACAUUGCUCUUCCCAACGUUGGUCACGAACGUCAAUUUGGCUUGAAAAGCCUUGGCGAAGCGCUGGUCGCUACCCAAGGAACCCAUCUAAACGUUGUGGCUCUCUCUUACACUGGCCUUACAACAGACAUCGGCAGUCUGAGAUCCUGGUGCAGUCAAGUCGCUAAGCAGGUCGAGUCCUUCAGCAUCUCAGAGGGCAUCACGAGCAGUGCGACUACUUUCUGCAUGUCUACGGAGGGCAAAGAGCAGCGAAAAGGAGCCGAGAUGUCAUGA